Messenger RNA from Amphiprion ocellaris (clown anemonefish), 8106 nucleotides. Its product is annotated as proline-rich transmembrane protein 2. Lineage: Eukaryota; Metazoa; Chordata; Actinopteri; Pomacentridae. Gene Ontology annotation, cellular component: membrane. The record is from RefSeq and is a predicted model, not a curated record. The coding region runs from base 188 to 850 and encodes 220 amino acids. The transcript has 5 exons.
GAUCGACUUCUUUUCCUUCACUGCUUUCUUCUGUCACUUCCUUUUAGUUUAUUUAUUUUAUUUCCAGGUGUGAUUGCAUCUCGUCGGUGGACUGAAGCUCCUCAGACAGAAUGAAGCUGCAGCAUCCCGUGGACUAGCACCAGAGCGAGUCUUGCCUUCAGCUUCGUCACUUCGUCUGCACCGACCGAUGGCCACCAGUCCCAGCGCCCAGCAGCCCAGCAGCAUGGAGGAGCCCCAGCAGCCAGAUCAGCCAAUCAGCAUGCAGCCGGAUGGAGAAGCUGCUGCCUCAGCUGUGACAUCACAACCGACCAGCGCCGAGCAACAAACCCCACCCACGGCAACGGACGCUCCGGAGAGCAAACAAGCAGAGAUGGACCACCUGACAGUGAUCAGUGACGCCAUGGAGACCAGUAACGGCGUCGUCCCGGCGAUAGCCGAUUUGUCCCCCACAGCGUCCUCUGUGUCGCCCACGCUGCACGCUAAGCCAGGCGGCCACGCUAACGGCCGGCAUCGCUUGGGCAGCCGGUCCGGCUCGGUGGCGGCGGGCUCCCCGAGGCCGUCGCUCACCCGCCAGCCCAGCGCCAUCACAGAGGCCGCUGUGGACGGAUCCAAGCCCAGGGACUACCUGAUCCUCGCCAUCCUGUCCUGCUUCUGUCCAUUGUGGCCCAUCAACAUCGUAGCGCUCACCUUCUCCGUGAUGUCCCGAAACAGCCUGCAGCAAGGCAACAUAGAUGGAGCUCGCCGUUUGGGCCGCAAUGCGAUGGUACUGUCCGUCGUCUCCAUUUUAGGAGGAAUCGCCAUCAUCGCUGCCGCUAUCGCCCUCAACUGGGGAUUGAUUUUAAAAUCUUGAUUCAAAUCACUGGUACGAACUUCACAACAACAUCCCACCGACACCACACCGUUCUCAAAGCACUAUCGUUCUCAAGCGCCUGCACCGGAUGAAAACUACUAAAAAUCUGUUCUUUGCUGUUGUUUCUUGCUGCACGACGAGCAUGGUCUGCCUGACGCUCUACCUCCGACCAACCAACCCGACACUGACGCCUCAUUCUGGGGCAGGAGAGAAGGAACCAUCUCAUUCUGUGGUAGCAGCUUAUCUUCUCCUCGGACUGCUUUCUCCCAGCAGUGAACAAGUGUUGUCAUGGAAAUAAGCAUCUGUCUCUAUGGAAAUGGAAUUACUCUGAUCUCUAAAGCAGCCUCCGAGCCACAGGAGCGAACUGGGAGGACGUGGUUUUUAUGUUUUGAUGCCAAAAAAAAGUAGAAACUUGGUCUCAGCUGAACUGAAACUGUGAGAUGCUGCUGCUGACAGUUUAAUGCGAACUGAAGAAUUGUUUUUAUUGCAAAGGAAGGAGGACAAACAAAGAUGGAAGCGCCAUGAAGUCACACCUUUGUACUGACACCUUCACCGUCGCAUUCACCGUUUAUUUUGUUGGUCUUUGUCAAGAAACGAAGCAUGAAAUCAGCUCCAGCAUCUGCUACACUAACUAUUCAUAACCUGUGUCUACAAAAUCAAUCACAGACACUCCUCUUUCCUGCUGUAUUUGCAGACAGUAAACAUACCACAGACACUCUUCUUUCCUACUGUUAUUACAGACAGUAAACACACCACUAACCUCUACUUUUCUACUGUUGUUACAGUGAAUUUACCACAGACUGUCCUGCAGUUAUUACAGACAGUGAACUCACCACAGAUUCAGCUGUAUUUGAUCUUCUCUGACCGCAGUGUUUCCAUCUAAUGGACACUGACUGACUGGCAUUUUCACUUUAUUCUCAGUGAUCUCUUGGCUUUCUAUUCAUUUGGGUGGUUUAGGUUUCACCGCACUUCUCCACUCUGAGUGUUCAUGGUCUCAUGUAAGAUGGAUCAAUUAUUCCCUCUGCAGCCUUUUAAUUUAAACCUCCUGUUCCUCCACAGGAAGCUAAUGGCCUCUUAUCAUAAAGCACAGAGACUUUUAUUGUGGUCAGCGUUUGGGUUGUCCAAUAACUCCCGAAAUGACCACCCUCCUCUAGUCCUAAACCAGUUUCUGGUCCAGUAUCAAUAUUCAUACAAGGCUGAAGUUGUCCCAACUGCACACGACACAAUAACUGCACUGUAUUAGACACUAGCUGCCACACAAAGCUGUUUUUGUAGGUCGUGUAAAAGAAAAUCACACUAUUCUUCAACCAAACGAGAUCUUAAGCAAACAUUCAAUAUUUUAUAGGUGGGUAGAUUUCCACUCAUGUUAUCCACAAGAACAUGAGGGGUCUGAGUAGUCUACAACAACCUACAAGCUCACAAAUUUAGGUUUCAUCAAAGAUUGCACUCAGAGCAUUCCAUACUGCAGAAUGAUCUGAUGUAAAGUUUGUCAUCGGAGGUUGAAGGCAGGGUUCUUUACGGGUUUUAUGUAUUGUCUAUUUUAUUGUGUGCAGUCCAAGUGCUACAAGGGUCCUAUCUCUUGCACAUGCGUGACCUUCUACAUUUUUUUGACAGUGGUGCCCAUAAAGGGCAUCUUGAAAACCAUUUUUCUGUGUUGGGAGCUUUGGUAGACAAACAUAAAAUAGCACUUGUCAAUAGAUUGAUCUUUGAAAAACUAAUGUUGACAGAACUUCAGAAAACAAAAAUGAGUUCCAAAUAUUUCAAUGUUCUAACUGGAUUUCAAUCCACCAGAUCUAGACAUCAUUCUUUGUGUAGUGCUAUCUGCAAAUAAGUGAAGAUGUACAAUCAUCAUCAUCAAAAGCUUCAAUGUUCUGUCAAGUUUAAUGUGUGGAGCUGACAUUUUAAUACUUUAUUUUUGGUUAAUUUGAUAAGUAGUGUGCUGAAGAUGCCAACCUGCUGCAGAUGUGUAGAAAUAAGGUGUCCUGAAAACCAUUUUUUUUAAGUGUCAGUAGCAGUUAAUUGGAAAUAUUUGCCAGUUUCGCUAUAAGAGUGAAUAGCAAGCUAUGUUAAUGCCACAAAUGUUCCCACAUCACUCAGAAUAUUUUAUUUCGGAUAUUCCAAUCAGCUACAAAUGGUACAUUUUUAUCAUGUCUAUAGCAACUGUGGGUAAAACCAGCUGCAUUGUCUGGACUCUACAACAGAUGUUAGCUCAGCUAGCUAGCUAGUAUGAUCUUGAUCAUUAAAUCAUCAUUACAUCAUUAAACUACAGACUACCACAAUGAGGGAUUUUUUUCCUUAUAUAUUGGAGCCCUGUGAGCAUUACAUUGUGUUUAAUUUUUACUUAGUUCUGGCAUGCAUCCUACACGAACCCGCUACAUGUCAAACUGGGUUAAAAUUAGUGCUUUGUUGGGACACGACUUCAGCAUCUUAAUACUUAUCAAAGCCCUAAGCACUAAGGUAAACGUUUUUAUCCAAUGAAAGCUAAUUUACAGCAAACAGAGCCACAGAUUUUCUGUUUUGAUUGUAUUUCUCUCUUGUUUGAGUGCCAGAAAAAGUACUGACUUUGACUGAUUCUGCAUUUAGUUUAAUUCUUUCUCAUUCAGAGUUUACUGGCUGAUUAACUUGAUUUUUUUUUACACAGAAAACUUAUCACAGCUUCCUCUUUGGCCCAUUUGUGUUGAGCGCUAAUGGACACUUUGUGGACAGAUGGUUUCAGGGGGAACUUUGAGGAAGUAAGCUGUUGUUCUGGAACUUAAAUCAGCCCUUCGUCUCCUAUAACCCAUGCAUGUUUACAGUAUUUAUUACAGAAUGCUUUUACAAAAGACUGUAGCCUCAUUUAGCAGGACAGCUAACUGAGUAGCACUUUGUAAAUAAAUAGUAUGAGAAAGUAAAGAUAUCCCCUUCUUCUCUUCGUUAUGAAGACCUGCAGUCAACUUCCCGCCAAAAAUGCACUGUUGGUGUUUUUAGCGGGUAAAUAGUGCAUCCUUGGAUGGUCAUGUUUUUCAAGUUUGGACGUCUAACUUCAGUGCUUUCAUGUGCUUCAAGUCAGAAUAUGGGAAUGACAUGGAAAAGAAGAUGGGAUAGAUUUUUUCCUUAGAGCAAUUAAACAACACAUCAGUAGUUGGUUCCAAAAUUGGCGGGAAAACAAAAAGAGCGGUUACAAGCUAAUACCAACCUGAAAAUUCAAUGUUAGACAUAAAAAUUGAUACGUAAUUCGGGCUGAUUACUGCAGCCAAAAGAUUUCAUAAUGUCUAUAAGAAAUUAAUUUAAACAAAAUAUAAUGCUGCUAGUCAAAUUCAUCUUUAACUUUGUUCACUGUGUGUUUUUUGCAGGCAAUUUACAUUUAAAUAUAAGUGCAGGGAGACGAAGAGAAUCUGUAACUCAUCUCUACAUUACUGGCGCUGGAUUAUUUACUCCAUUCUCCUAUGCAAAUAAUUAACAUUACAUCAAAUUAACAUUUUUGAAUAUCAUGGUUUGCAUCAGUAAUCAAAAGCAGGAAAACAAUUACUUUUGUCCCCCAUAUUUUGUCAAGUAUGAAGCUGGUAACGACAUAAAAAAACUCACAAGGACAUGCUAGAAAAAAUUAUGAAAUGCAGUUAGCGUCAUCACAAUAACAUAAUCACUCAUAAUUCAUAUUAAACUUUGUCUCUUUUUUGGCAAAUUAAUUACACUGAAAAUACAAAUUAUAGGAAGAUGGUGAUUAUUUACAAAUUCAUAUAUGCUUUAUUAACACAAUUAUUGUUAAUACUGGGGCGUUAAAACACCGUUAAAUAUAACACGAAUGUGAGGCUUAAAUCUUACGUUUUUUUGUUUGUUUGUUUUUUUUUUUACGGCCAACUAAACUUUUACUUGUAAAUUAUGUCAGCAAAUCGGAAAAUUUUUGCGAACGUACAAAUAGUCCCCAAUUGAAGUUUUUACCCAUCUGGAAAAAAUUUUGAUCAUUCUGACAGCACAUGAAUGCUUUAUGAGUUUGAGUCGUACUUUUGAAGCAUUUUGGACCAAUCAGAGUGUAGAGGUGAGCUCAGGUGAGGUUAGGUGAGGUCAGACUCACAGGUGGGGGAGGAGGGGAGGAAUCUUGUGAUGCUGCGUUCGUGUCAUGUGGGACAAAUGUUGGCAUUCAUGUCAUCCAAACACCUUGUCCAUUAAAUUAAUUUCAGUGAGGCAAGUCAGCCAUCUUUGUUUUCAGACACCUCCAUGCUAAUUAGCACAAAGUUUGAUAUAUAGGACCUUUUUCCAGCCGUGCUGACGUGAAUGAUGCUUGCAAAUCGCAAUUCCAAUAACUUCGAUUUGACAUGAACGCAGCAUAAAGUCCACCUCCGUCUGUUCACCACCCUCCUGUACUGUAUGUAGCAUGCCUGUUUACUAAUCACUUUAUGCAAAAAAAAAAAAAAAAACAGAAAGAAAAAAGUUCCGGCUCGAUGUCAGUAUGAAUGCUAGCUUUUCAGAUUUUUGCCGCGGUCGUGGACUUGUACACGGUUGUGUAUGGACUUUGCUUGUGCUACCUCUCAGAGUUGCCUACAGUGUUUUUAUGACAUGGUCUGAUGAUUUGAACUGACUGUUAAAUCUCUCGUGCUUCUGUUGUUGUUCUGUUUUUCACUACAAACGUUAUAAUUAUGAUAUCAACAUGCAGGGUUUUUGAUUGUCAACACACAAAUCUACACGUUCACUCAUCUGUAAUUCAACUGGCACAAGUUGUGUAAAUAGAAAAACCUCGAAAGUAAAUAUCUCAACAGAAAACUGCCAAUAACGAGCUGUCUUACGGUGAGAAAUGAGACGUCCUGAAUUUUGUAAUUCGCAUUUAUGAGAGAUUAAGAUUGAAAGUUUACAAUAUUUAAGCAGUCAACCAGCUUUUUAAAAAACAUUUAGCGGUAUUUUAAAGUCCACAGUGAACAGACAGUGCCUUGUUUUCCAGUGGGGGGUUUUAAGAGCUAAUGCUAACACAAAGUGACAAAAACUAGCAAAAUGUGCUGUGCUAAAAAAAAAAAAAAAAAAAAAAAAUUCCUUAAACCAGCCCAGUUGAGGAAUUAUGUUUGAUUAUGCACCACAGAUGGAAAAAUCAGGGCUAAAUGAGAUGCUGUGACCAGAUUUUGAAAAAUGUAUUAGCUAGCUUCACUGAGAUGUUAGCUUGAUGUGAAGAAUUUACACGGAGUGAAAUGAAAUUUGUUUGCUUUUUUAAAUCCAAACUACAAAAAGAAGCUUAGCUUCAGCUGGAAGUAGGAAAUAAUCCUUAGCUGACUACCUAGCUAGCAAGAAAUCAAUGGUUUUUCCAAGAGAUAGCAAGAAGUUACAUCUUAAAUUAGUGUGUUAGCUUAGCAUUUACACAUCAAUGAGUCAUUUUCAGGCACUCUGAAUUUUAAAAUACACAAAAGAUUAAUUUGAACAGUUUACACACUUUUGAAAAGCUGACAACAGGAAUAAGUUCAGGAUAAGUUUAGCCUAGCUUAGUACAAAGACUGGAAGUAGGAUGUAGCUGUUAGCUAGCUACCUGGCAAGCUGGAAAUACACCUUUGCUGCAAGAGAUAAAAAUAACAAUCGUAAAUUAAUGUUAGCUUAGCAUUCAAAAAUACCAAAAUAUACUUCUCAACUCUGCCUUAUUCUUAAGAUAUAUUUGAAUAAUUUAUAUGUUUGAAUUUGUUUUAGGUAGAUUUUUUUUGUAAAGCCCAGACUAUAGAAAGAAGUUCAGGAUUUGUUUAGCCUAUCUUAGCACCAAGAGUGGAAGUAGAAUGUAACUGUCAGCUAGCUACCUGGCUAGCCACAAAUCCAUUUCCCAACAAGAGGUUACAAAAGAUAAUAUGUUAGUGUUAGUUUUGUAUUCAAAUAUACAAAAAUACUUUGUAUAAUCUAAAGUUAUGUAGAUAAAUUUGAACAAUAUAUAUUUUAAUCUGAAGACAAUUGAAAAAAUAAAUUACAGAAAGAAGUUAGAUGUGUUCAGCCUAGCUUAGCACAACAGCCAAAGUUGGGUAACUGUUUGCUAGCUAGCUAGAAGUCCACUUUUGCUGUAAGAGGUAAGAAAAAUAAGAGGUUAAAUUAGCUUUGUUUGAAUCAAAAACUACUUCUCAACUACGCAAAAUGCUGCAGAUGAUUUAAACGAAAGUUUAAAAAAUUGAUAUUUAGAAAAAUUCUGAACAAAGCCCAGGAUGUGUUUAGCCUAGCUUAGCAAAAAGACUCAAACAAGGAGACAGCUAGCUAUUCAGCCAGCUAGAAAGCAAAUUGUGAGUUUAGCAUUUAAAUGUCAUUGUCAUUUUUAAACCAUCUGUAGUUGGUGACACUUUACAUGAAAAAUAGCUUUAGCUUUGCUUAGCACAAAAUAGACUGAAAGUAGAGGCCAACUGUUAGCUAGACAGGAAUUCCACCACUGUUGCAAGAGAUAGCAGAAAAAAUACAGGGUAAACUAGCAUGUUAGCUUAGACAGUAAAGAAUUAACACAUGUAAAAUUAAAGUUUAGCCAUAGUCUAUAGCAUUUAAAUAUCACAAAGCCUCAAAAAAAAAAAACACAUGGAGUCCAACAUGUGUUCAGCAGAUAAAUUCCAAAAAACUUUAUAGAAUCCUCAAAUCUAAAUGAUAAACUUUAAAUUUAAAACCAAGAUUCUUUGACAGACUUUAAAUAGGUUAAAUGUUUGAUGCUAUUCUGUUCAUUCAAACUUUGCUCAAUGAAUUCAAGAGCCGAAGUUAAUAAUUGCUGUGUGUAAAAUGUGUUAUUUUGUGGUCUGUGAAAACAAUAUUAGAGAUAAUUGAAGGAGACUAAAUAGUUUUCAUUGAAAAACACUAAAACCUUCCACAGGACGUCUCAUUUCCAGCCCAUUUCCUGUACAGGCUGUAAAGCUGCUGCAUUUCAUUCAUUCACUUCAACACCUUCAGUUGUCGUUUUUUCUGCUCUUCUUUCUCAUUUCUGUUUCUUUUGUAAAAGCUCUUUGGACACCUGAUCUUUGUAUUUUUAUAUUUCUAAUCUCAUUCUCUGGAUCUUUUUGUAUUUUCAUGGUAACUUCCUGUUUGUAACGCUCAGUAUAACCUGCUUCCUGCCUGCUUUUCUAAAACAGCGAGUUGUGGAGGAUGUUUGUUAGCAUGUCGACCGACUUCAUUAAGUCCUCUCUUGGUAUCGAUCGCCGUCUCCUGACACUUUGUGCCUGUGCAUGCCUUAAAGUGACUGCUGAAUGACUAUGGGUGUUCACAAUACAUUUAUCAAAGACACCGUUUAUCUUGACUACUGAUGUUGAGUAUUUGAUCAUGUUUGAAGGGAAUAAAUCCGUUAAAUACGA